Messenger RNA from Oldenlandia corymbosa var. corymbosa, 1443 nucleotides. The record is from the annotation of a GenBank genome assembly. NCBI's taxonomy places the organism in Eukaryota, Viridiplantae, Streptophyta, Magnoliopsida, Gentianales, Rubiaceae.
AUGGGUUCCGAUGCUCAAAAUUUUGUUGUUUCCAAAAGUGUUUGCGUGAUUGGAGCAGGUUCAUCUGGGUUGGUAGCUGCAAGGGAGCUGAAAAAAGAAGGCCAUAACGUUGUUAUCCUCGAACAAAAGCAUGAUAUUGGUGGUCAAUGGCUUUAUGAUCCAAAUGUUGAAGAUGAAGAUCCAUUGGGAAAGGGUUUGUUUUUAAAGGUUCAUAGUAGUAUUUAUGCAUCUUUAAGAACAGAUUCUCCAAGAGAAAUCAUGGGUUUUCAUGAUUUUCCAUUUAUAGUUAAGGAAGGUGGAGAUUCUAGGAGAUUUCCAGGCCAUGGUGAAGUUCUUGAGUACUUGAGAGAUUUUUGUGAGUAUUUUGGGUUACGGGAUUUGAUUAGGUUUAAUACUCGAGUUGAAUAUGUUGGAAUGUUGAAUUAUAAGGGAAAUGGCAUUGAUCAUCAACCUAAAGAUGUUCAAGAAUUGAAAUGGAUAGUCAGGAGUGUCAAGGACAAAAAGAAUCACGACGGUGAUGACCGCGACGAUGACCGGAAGGCGGUGGCGGAGACGUUGGCGUCGGAAGAGGUGUUCGACGCGGUGGUUGUUGCCAACGGCCAUUAUUCUCAUCCUCGUUUGCCUAUCAUCAAAGGUAUGGAAGUAUGGAAUAGGAAGCAGAUGCACAGCCAUGUUUACAGAACUCCAGAUCCAUUUAGGAAUGAGGUGGUGGUGGUUGUUGGAAGUUCACUAAGUGGGCAAGAUAUAUCAAUGGAGCUUACAAAUGUUGCAAAGGAAGUACAUUUGAUUGCUAGAGAUUUGAUGAACGUUACAGAGGGAUUAUCCAAAGUUGUUUCCAAACGUAGUAAUCUUCACCUUUGUCCCAUGAUAGAAUCCAUACAUGAAGAUGGACGAGUUUCAUUUGUAGACGGGCAUUGUAUCACUGCAGAUACCAUCAUAUAUGCUACCGGGUAUUCAUAUACAUUUCCAUUUCUUGACACCAAAGGAAUAGUGUCGGUGGACGAUAAUAGGGUUGGCCCCCUUUAUGAGCAUACUUUCCCUCCUCUGCUUGCGCCAUCUCUUUCCUUCAUCGGCAUUCCCAAAAAGUUGAUUGGAUUCCCAUUCUUCGAGUCACAAGCAAAAUGGGUAGCCCAACUUCUCUCGGGAAAGAAAAAACUGCCAUCAUACGAGGAGAUGAUGAAAUCUAUCGAAGAGUUCUACCAUUCCUGUGAUUCUUCUGGCACUCCAAAGAACCAUACUCACACUGUCUGUUCUGAGUAUUGUGAUAAGUAUGCAGAUUUAGCAGAAGCACCAAGGCUUGAAGAUUGGAGGAAAGAUUUAUGCAAAUCCAGUGUGUUGAGGCAUAUAUCCGAUUUAGAGAAUUUUCGUGACUCGUAUGAUUAUGAGCACCCCAUGCUUCAACUGGCUUACCAAAGCCCUCAUUUCACACAGUUUAGAAAUUGA